AUGAGUGAAUCCGAAAGCUAUGCCUUCUCUGCUGAUAUCAACCAGCUUUUGUCGUUGAUUAUCAACACCUUCUACUCCAACAAGGAGAUCUUUCUUCGCGAGUUGGUUUCCAACGCCAGUGAUGCCCUGGACAAGAUCCGUUACCAAUCUUUGACCGACAGCAGCGUCUUGGAUGCGGAACCUGAACUUCACAUCAAGCUUGUCGCCGAUAAGGCCAACAACACACUUACCAUUGAGGAUUCCGGUAUUGGUAUGACCAAGGCCGAUUUGGUCAACAACCUUGGUACCAUCGCCAAGUCCGGAACCAAGGCCUUCAUGGAGGCUCUUUCCGCUGGUGCCGACAUUAGUAUGAUUGGUCAAUUCGGUGUGGGUUUCUACUCUGCCUAUCUCGUCGCUGAUAGAGUUGAAGUCAUCUCCAAACACAACGACGAUGAAUGCUACAUUUGGAGUUCUGAGGCUGGUGGUUCUUUCACCAUCACUGAAGCCAAGGACUCGGGAAUCAACCGUGGAACCAGAAUCAUUCUUCACCUCAAGGAAGACAUGUCUGAAUACCUUGAAGAGAAGCGCGUCAAGGACUUGAUCAAGAAGCACUCUGAAUUUAUUGGCUUCCCUAUCAAGCUUUACACAGAAAAGACCACCGAAAAGGAAGUCACCGAUGAUGAUGACGAUGACGAGGAUGAGGAAGGCGACGACGACAAGCCAAAGGUAGAGGAAGUCGACGAGGAGGAAACCAAGAAGGAAAAGAAGACCAAGAAGAUCAAGGAGGUCAGCCACGAAUGGGAGCACUUGAAUAACACCAAGCCCAUCUGGAUGCGCAAACCCGACGAAGUUACCCAAGACGAAUAUGUUGCUUUCUACAAAUCCAUCUCCAACGACUGGGAAGAGCAUGCUGCCGUCAAGCACUUCUCCGUUGAGGGACAAUUGGAAUUCAAGGCUAUCCUCUUCUGCCCCAAGCGUGCUCCAUUCGAUAUGUUCGACGGAGGCAACAAGAAGAAGCACAACUUCAUCAAGUUGUACGUCCGACGUGUCUUCAUCAUGGACAACUGCGAGGACAUUAUGCCCGAGUGGUUGCAAUUCGUCAAGGGUGUGGUCGACUCUGAGGAUCUUCCACUGAACAUUUCGCGUGAAACCCUUCAACAGAACAAGAUUCUUCGUGUCAUCAAGAAGAACCUUGUCAAGAAGUGUAUCGAGAUGUUCAACGAUCUCACCGAGAACGAAGAUGCCUACAAGAAGUUCUACGAAGCUUUCUCCAAGAACAUGAAGCUUGGUAUCCAUGAAGACUCCACCAACCGAGCCAAGAUUGCCAAGUUGUUGCGUUACCACUCCACCAAGGCUGGUGAUGAGAUGACCAGUCUUGAGGACUAUGUCAGUCGCAUGGCCGAUGACCAACCUGGAAUCUACUACAUCACUGGAGAGUCCAAGCGCUCUGUUGAGACUUCUCCGUUCCUCGAGAAGCUAAAGAAGAAGGGAUACGAAGUUUUGUUCAUGGUUGACCCCAUUGAUGAGUACGCUGUCCAACAACUGAAGGAAUUCGAUGGAAAGAAGCUUCUUGCUGCUACGAAGGAAGGACUUGAUAUCAAUGAAGAUGAAGCUGAGAAGGCUGCCUUUGAAGAGGCCAAGGCCAAGACCGAAUCUCUAUGCAAGCUCAUGAAGGAAGUCUUGGAAGAUAAGGUUGAGAAGGUCGUUGUUUCCAACCGUCUGGCCGAUUCCCCAUGCGUUCUUGUAACUGGCGAAUAUGGAUGGUCCGCCAACAUGGAACGUAUCAUGAAGGCCCAGGCACUUCGUGAUGCCACCCAAUCUGCCUACAUGAUGUCGAAGAAGACUAUGGAAGUCAACCCCACAAAUUCCAUCAUUACGGCUCUUCGUGAGAAGGCCGAUGCUGACCAAAGCGACAAGACAGUCAAGGAUCUAAUCUGGCUUCUCUACGAUACUUCCCUACUCACAUCUGGUUUCUCGUUGGAGGAGCCCGCCACUUUUGCUUCUCGCAUCCACCGUCUCGUCAAACUUGGUUUGUCCAUUGAUGAUGACGAUGAUGAUGCUGCCGACAAUGACAUGGAUGACUUGCCUCCUCUUGACGAUGAUGACGACAACGAAGAGUCUGCCAUGGAACAAGUUGACUAA
Messenger RNA from Cylindrotheca closterium, 2121 nucleotides. Lineage: Eukaryota; Bacillariophyta; Bacillariophyceae; Bacillariales; Bacillariaceae. The record is from the annotation of a GenBank genome assembly.